CAUAUCUCUUCGUAGAAAGGAAAGGAAAAUUUUUCAAAAUUUUGCUCUGCGUCGAACAAACGCUUUUCCUUUCCCGCUAAAAUUUCUCUCUCCUCGACGGAAUGAUGGAGGAAGUCGAUGAAACAGAAUCUCAGGUUUACAUGGCUUGCAUUAUGCAGGGUCAUCGAGUUGGAAUUGCGUAUUAUGAUUCCUCCAUUCGGCAACUUCACGUGUUAGAGGCUUGGGAAGAUGGAACUAGUGAUUUUCCUCUAAUUAGUCUUGUAAAAUAUCAAGCCAAACCCUUAAUUAUCUACACAAGCACUAAAACUGAAGAGUCCCUGCUUUCUGCCUUACAACCAAGCGAAGAAACUGAGGUCCAUGAAGUGAAGCUUAUCAAAAGCUCUGUAUUCAGCUACGAGCAAGCUUGGCAUAGAUUGAUAUACCUUCAAGUAACAGGAAUGGAUGAUGGAUUAAGCAUCAAGGAGAGAGUUUGCUUUCUGAAUUCAAUGAUGGAUGUCGGAAGCGAUGUUCAAGUUCGUGCAAGUGGAGGGCUUCUUGCGAUUUUAGAGAAUGAGAGGCUUGUGGAUACAGUUGAACAAAUGGAAAGUGGGAAUGUUUCAAUUACCAUAGAUUGUGUAACAGAAAUAUCAUUAAACAAUUUUCUAAAACUGGAUGCAACAGCUCAUGAAGCAUUACAGAUAUUUCAAAUAGACAAGCAUCCAAGCCAUAUGGGGAUUGGGAGGGCAAAAGAAGGAUUCUCUGUUUUUGGAAUGUUCAAUAAAUGCCUCACGCCGCUUGGCAGACGACUCUUGAGAAAUUGGUUCCUGAGGCCUGUCAUCGACCUUGAAAGUUUAAAUGAGCGUCUCAACAAUAUAUCAUUCUUUCUUUUGUCUGAAGAGUUGGUGGCCACUUUACGUGAAACAUUGAAGUCUGUUAGAGAUAUUCCCCACAUGCUUAAGAAACUCAACUCCCCAAGUUCAGCAUGUACAACUGGUGAUUGGACUUCAUUUCUGAAGGUAGUCGCACAACUCUGUUAUAUUUCCUUUCAGAAGACAAUUUGCUCGCUUUUGCACAUAAACAAGAUAUUUGAAGUUGGAAUUUCUGAGAGUCUUCAGGAGCAUGUCAGGUCUUUCAAUCUGGGUAUUCUUGAAAAGGCUGCUUCUUGCAUUACAAUGGAGCUGGUUUAUGUCUAUGAACUGGUAAUGGGUGUGAUUGAUGUUAAUAGAAGCAAGGAGAAGGGGUACGGAACAAUGGUAAAAGAGGGGUUCUGUGAGGAGCUGGAUGAGCUGAGAACGAUAUAUGAUGAGCUGCCAGAGUUUUUAGAAGAGGUGUCAUCAGUUGAACAUGCACGCCUUCCACGCUUGUAUCAGGAUAAAACUGCCUCAGAAGUGGUGUAUAUACAUCAAAUAGGAUAUUUGAUGUGCAUUUUUGAAGAGCUUGAUGACGCCUCACUAGAACAAGUUCAAGAUUUUGAAUUCGCUUUCUCAGAUAGAGAGGGAGAUAUCAAGAAAUUCUUUUACCGUACCAACAAGACAAGAGAGCUGGACGACCUUAUUGGAGAUAUAUAUCACAAAAUUCUAGAUAUGGAGAGGGCCAUUAUUAGGGACUUGGUGUCUCAUGUUCUUUUAUUCUCGAGUCAUCUUAUCAAGGCAGUGAAUUUUGCAGCAGAGCUUGAUUGUUUUUUGUCCUUGGCGCUGGUAGCUCGCCAGAACAAUUAUGUUCGUCCCACUUUAACUGAAGAAAGUGUGAUUGAUAUACGAAAUGGAAGGCAUGUUCUGCAGGAAAUGACUGUUGAUACAUUUGUCCCCAAUGAUACCAAAAUUCACAACAAUGGAAGGAUCAAUAUAAUUACUGGUCCAAACUAUUCAGGGAAGAGCAUCUACAUAAAACAAGUUGCAUUGAUCGUCUUCUUGUCUCACAUUGGAAGUUAUGUACCUGCAGAGGCUGCUACUGUGUGUUUGACUGAUAGGAUAUUUUGUGCCGUGGGAAGUAAGCUCAUGACUGCCGAACAAUCGACUUUCAUGAUUGAUCUGCAUCAAGUAGGACUGAUGCUCAGGCAGGCAACAAGUCGCUCUUUGUGUUUGUUGGAUGAAUUUGGUAAAGGCACUCUUACUGAAGAUGGUAUUGGUCUCCUUGGUGGAACUAUCAAUCAUUUCGCAACUUGCGACGACUCUCCAAAGGUUCUCGUGUGCACACACUUAACUGAGAUAUUUAGUGAGAGUUGCUUAUCGAAGUCAGAGAAAAUCAAGUUUUACACAAUGAGUGUGCUGAGACCUGACAACAGCAGCUGUACAGACGUUGAAGACAUUGUUUUUCUGUAUAGGCUUGUUCCUGGACAUGCCCUUCUGAGCUACGGUUUGCAUUGUGCGCUUCUUGCGGGUAUUCCUAAAGAGGUUCUUAAGAGAGCAGCAUGUGUACUAGAAGCCGUUAGAAGUAAUAAUCAAGUUGAGCGAUUGUCUGAUGAGAAAAUACUGGCUAGAGAUCAGCAAUACAAGGAUGCAGUAGAUAAGUUGUUAGCAUUCGAUGUUCUAAAUGGUGAUCUAAACAGCUUUUUCCAAGAUAUUUUCUCUCAAGAACCUUAAAAGGAGGUAUAGCUGGUUCCCUUCUCAACUAAACUGAACAGGUAAGUUGUUC
Messenger RNA from Papaver somniferum (opium poppy), 2613 nucleotides. Its product is annotated as DNA mismatch repair protein MSH5. The coding region runs from base 102 to 2561 and encodes 819 amino acids. Gene Ontology annotation, molecular function: ATP binding; mismatched DNA binding; ATP-dependent DNA damage sensor activity. The transcript is spliced from 34 exons. NCBI's taxonomy places the organism in Eukaryota, Viridiplantae, Streptophyta, Magnoliopsida, Ranunculales, Papaveraceae. The record is from RefSeq and is a predicted model, not a curated record. Gene Ontology annotation, biological process: mismatch repair; chiasma assembly. Gene Ontology annotation, cellular component: nucleus.